AUGGUCAAAAGACCAGAUGAAGCAGAUUCACAGAUUGCGUCCUCACGUAACCCCCCGUCUACCAUCCCCCUCCAACAACUCUCAACAAGUGGUUUAUCCAGAAGUCAAGCUGGCGACAAACACGCCGAAGCUCGUGAGCAGGAGACUUCGUUACUUGGCCGGUCGUCUGUCGCCGGAGGAGGCAGUCAGUACCGCCACGGCGACCGAGACUCAGAAUACACAGCUGAAUCCAAUGAUUCGGAUUCUUGGAGUGAUACCGGUGACAUAGCGGAUCAAGCGCCAGACGACGAGGAUCCGGUCAAGCAGCAUCUCACAAAGGACGGAAAGUCGAAGAAAACUAAAAAGGUCAGGUACGCCGACGACGGCGGCGACGACGGCAACAGCGAAGAGCACACAGAGAGCCGGAGGAAACGAAUUCGAAGGAAGGACAUACCGAUCCCUGAACCGGAACCGAGGAGGCCUACGGCUAUUGGAAGAUUAAUAUCAUUUUCCUUAACUGGAGGGAGGCAAUCCGACAAAAUGUAUGGGUUAACGGGGAAACCGCUUCUAUACUUCACAAGUAUAUUUGUGAGUCUAGGGGUAUUUCUCUUUGGAUAUGAUCAAGGAGUUAUGAGCGGUCUCCUAACUGGAGAAAAUUUCAAGGCAUACUUUAACUACCCCACGGCCGCCCAAAUCGGGACUAUGGUCGCAAUUCUUGAGGUUGGCGCAUUCUUUUCAUCCCUGUUGGUUGGAAAAAUUGGAGAUAUCAUCGGAAGAAGACGAACGAUCUUAUAUGGUGCUAUAAUAUUCGUCAUCGGAGGCGCUUUCCAAACCUUCUCGAUCGGUAUCGGCACGAUGAUUAUCGGAAGAAUCAUAGCUGGUGUUGGUGUUGGUCUGCUAUCAACUAUCGUCCCCGUCUACCAAUCUGAGAUAUCACCGUCGCACAAUAGAGGCCUACUUGCUUGUAUCGAAUUCACAGGCAACAUUGUUGGUUAUUGUUCGAGCGUGUGGAUGGAUUACUUCUGUUACUCGAUUCCGAACGACUGGUCUUGGAGAUUACCACUCUCGAUGCAAAUUGCCAUGGGCACGUUACUAGCCGUUGGCUCUUUGGCCAUAUGCGAAUCGCCGAGAUGGCUGUUGGACAACGACCACGACGAAGAUGGUCUCACGGUGCUAGCUAAUCUCCACGGCGGUGGUGACGUCUAUAACGAGCGGGUGCGAGAUGAGUUCAGAGACAUCAAAGAAUCGGUUAUCAUCCAACGACAAGAAGGAGAACGAUCGUACAAGGAUAUGUUCGCCCGUUACCGUCGAAGGGUAUUCAUCGCCAUGUCGGCCCAAGCAUUCGCCCAACUAAACGGCAUCAAUGUUAUCUCAUACUAUGCCCCGCUAGUAUUCGAACAAGCUGGCUGGGAAGGGAAAGACGCCCUCCUAAUGACGGGCAUCAACGCGCUAGUAUACGUGGCUGCCUCGAUACCACCGUGGGUCCUUGUAGAUCGAUGGGGAAGACGAAAAAUUCUCCUCUCCGGAGCAAUCAUUAUGGCGAUAUCCCUUUCGCUCAUAUCGUACUUCAUGUACCUUCGUAUUCCGUCGACUCCAACGCUGGUAGUGGUCUUCGUGGUCAUUUACAAUGCGUUCUUUGGGUACUCAUGGGGUCCCAUCCCAUGGCUGUACCCACCAGAGAUCCUGCCGCUAUCGAUUAGAGCCAAGGGAGCAUCGUUGUCAACUGCUACUAACUGGGCGUUUAAUUGGUUGGUUGGGGAGUUGACUCCCAUCCUCCAGGAAGUGGUGGAGUGGCGAUUAUACCUUAUUCAUGCAUUUUUCUGCGUUUGCAGUUUUAUUUUAGUUUACUUUUUCUACCCUGAGACUAAGGGUCUUACACUAGAAGAUAUGGGAGUAUUGUUUAACGAUGGAUCGGCUGCCCCGACUCCUUCGGGACGAUCGUUGUUGAAUACUGAGGGUAGGACGAGCCCGGUGCCUACUCUGGAUAUCAACAACCCGUUCCCGCAUAACGGGAAGAAUAGGGAUGAGGAGUCCGGUAUAUUUGGGUGGGUUAAGGGAAUAUUUAGAAGGGAAGAACGGCGUUCAAGUGAUUAUAGACCAUUGAUUACCGGUGAGGAUUAA
Orbilia oligospora ATCC 24927 is the source of this 2100-nucleotide messenger RNA. RefSeq lists its product as uncharacterized. Gene Ontology annotation, cellular component: membrane. Gene Ontology annotation, molecular function: carbohydrate:proton symporter activity. Bases 1 to 2100 code for a protein of 699 amino acids. Lineage: Eukaryota; Fungi; Ascomycota; Orbiliomycetes; Orbiliales; Orbiliaceae. The record is from RefSeq and is a predicted model, not a curated record. Gene Ontology annotation, biological process: transmembrane transport; carbohydrate transport. The transcript is spliced from 6 exons.